UGAAGGCUUAAAUUUUUUCGUUUCCAUGACAUAAGUUACAAUCACAAAUCGAAAAUUUAGUGAUUUUUUUUUUUACAUAUUUCAUUGUAAAAUUAAUAUUAUUUAAUUAUAAAUUAUUAAAAAAAUUUAUUUAAGGAAAAUGAAAUAUAUUCAGUAAGUGCUAAGGUUCCUUAAAAGUUUUUCAAUGACAGAAACAAUGGCAGAAAGUUUGACGGCUGAUGAAAUUGAAAAUGUCCGGGUAGUUGUACGUGUUCGGCCAUUAGAUAAAAUUGAAGAAGAAAGUAAUUGCGAAAAUAUUGUAAGAUGUGAUAUUAUAACAAGAUCAAUAAUUGUUCAUAAACCAAAUACCCCCGGACCACCAAAAUGUUAUUAUUUUGAUAACGUUUUUGGAGAAAAUUCAAGCCAAAUUGAUUUAUAUGUGGAUACAGCACGCCCCAUUGUAGAUAAGGUUUUAGAAGGUUAUAAUGGUACAAUUUUGGCAUAUGGACAAACUGGUACGGGAAAAACUUAUACAAUGUCUGGAAAUCCUGAUUCAUUGCAAACAAAAGGAAUUAUUCCAAAUACAUUUGCGCAUAUUUUUGGUCAUAUAGCUAAAGCUAAGGAUAAUCAAAAAUUUUUGGUCAGAGUGAGUUAUAUGGAAAUAUAUAAUGAAGAAGUUCGUGAUUUACUUGCCAAAGAUCAUAACAAGAAUUUAGAAGUAAAGGAAAGAGCUGAUAUUGGAGUUUUUGUAAAAGAUUUAAGCGGAUAUGUUGUACAUAAUGCUGAUGAUUUGGAUAAUAUAAUGAAAUUGGGUAAUAAAAAUCGUGUUGUUGGUGCUACAAAAAUGAAUGUAGAAUCAUCAAGAUCACAUGCAAUAUUUUCAAUUACUGUUGAAUCAAGUGAAAUGGAUAUGACUGGUGCUCAGCAUGUUAAAAUGGGUAAAUUACAAUUAGUAGAUUUAGCUGGUUCAGAACGCCAAAGUAAAACUCAAGCUACUGGAAUACGUUUAAAAGAAGCUACCAAAAUAAAUUUAUCGCUAUCGGUGCUUGGUAAUGUUAUAAGUGCAUUAGUAGAUGGAAAAAGUACUCAUAUUCCAUAUCGUAAUUCCAAAUUAACAAGACUACUACAAGAUUCACUUGGUGGUAAUUCAAAGACCGUUAUGUGUGCUACUAUAAGCCCAGCUGAUUCGAAUUAUGUGGAAACUAUUUCAACCCUCCGAUAUGCCAGUCGUGCUAAAAGCAUUCAGAAUCGUACUCAUAUUAAUGAAGAACCAAAAGACGCUUUACUCCGUCACUUUCAGGAGGAAAUCGCAGCACUUAAAAAACAACUCGAAGAUGGAUUAUUUGAUCCUGGUUCUGGCGAAGAACUUGAUGAUAUUGAAAACGAAGAAGAUGUGGAUAUUGAAGAUGAAGAAAAUGACGACGAUGAAAAGAAAGAUAAACGAAAGAAAAAUAAUAAAGAAAAAGCAGAUGCUGAAAAGGAAUUGUUGGAAAAGAAAGCCUUAGAAAAUGAACAAGAAUUGAACAAAACAAAGACCGAACAAGAGCAAUUGCGAGCGAAAUUGAAAUCCUUAGAAACAAAAAUCUUGGUUGGUGGUGAAAAUUUAUUAGAAAAAGCCCAAGCACAAGAAAAAUUAUUAGAAAAUUCCAUAGCUGAAUUAGAAAUGCGAGAGAAAACCGAGGAAAUGUUACGUGAAACACUACAGAAGAAGGAGACAGAACGUAUUGAUAUAGAAGAACGAUAUUCAACGUUACAAGAAGAAAAUAUUGGCAAAACUAAAAAACUUCAAAGGGUUAUGCAAAUGUUAAUGGCUGCAAAAGAAGAAUUAUCUGAUCAGCAACAAGAACAUCAAAGGGAAAAAGAGUCUAUUUAUGACAGCAUUAGAAGUUUAUCAAGAGAAUUAGCUUUAUGUGAAUUAGUUUUGAAUUCAUACAUUCCAAAAGAAUACCAGUCGAUGAUUGAACAACAUACACAUUGGAAUGAAGAUAUUGGUGAAUGGCAAUUGAAAUGUGUUGCGUACACUGGUAAUAAUAUGCGAAAACAUGUUCCUGAGAAAAAAAUCAGCGCAAAGGAAUCUGAAUUUGUUGAUUUGUCACAUGUUUACCUCAGUUACAAUACGGAAUCUGUUUCAAAUGCAGUUCGAAGUAAAUCGGCCGUAAGACCACGUACAUCAGGUGUACCACGUCCUACAACAUUAGUAAAAAAAUACUAGCUACUCUGAUCUAGUCCAAAAUUCAAUGAACUAAUCAAAAAAAAAUAAUAUUAUAUUUAUUAAUUUAUAUUGAUAUGAUAUUUAAAAUGACAUUUUAAAAACAGUUUUUAAACAGCCUAUUUUUUAUUCAGACAAAUAAGUUUUUGUUAUUUUUGAACAGUUUUUAAUUUUAUUUAAAAUUGUAUCCGUCGAAGAUGCUUUUUGCUCUAUUUUAAAACAUACAAUAUUUAAAUUAAAAUCUUGUCUUUUGUACUCUUUUAUGUGCUAAAGAUUUUUAAGUAUUUAUAAAAAAUAUCAAUUAAAAAUUAUGUAUUUAAUUGUGUUUAAAUUGUUUAGUUAUUCAAUACUUUUGGCACAAACUUUAUUUGUUAUUUAU
Condylostylus longicornis is the source of this 2567-nucleotide messenger RNA. It is a transcript of the gene Klp64D, whose product is annotated as kinesin-like protein KIF3A. Gene Ontology annotation, molecular function: ATP binding; microtubule motor activity; microtubule binding. NCBI's taxonomy places the organism in Eukaryota, Metazoa, Arthropoda, Insecta, Diptera, Dolichopodidae. The record is from RefSeq and is a predicted model, not a curated record. The transcript has 9 exons. The coding region runs from base 185 to 2191 and encodes 668 amino acids. Gene Ontology annotation, biological process: microtubule-based movement.